Ctenopharyngodon idella (grass carp) is the source of this 2978-nucleotide messenger RNA. It is a transcript of the gene nom1, whose product is annotated as nucleolar protein with MIF4G domain 1. The transcript is spliced from 12 exons. NCBI's taxonomy places the organism in Eukaryota, Metazoa, Chordata, Actinopteri, Cypriniformes, Xenocyprididae. The record is from RefSeq and is a predicted model, not a curated record. Bases 175 to 2724 code for a protein of 849 amino acids. Gene Ontology annotation, biological process: ribosomal small subunit biogenesis. Gene Ontology annotation, molecular function: RNA binding; protein binding. Gene Ontology annotation, cellular component: nucleolus.
AAAUCGUGGUCGUCUAACGAAGAAACAACAUUAAUGGCUGCCUCCAGCUGCUACUGCAUGUGUUAUCUUUCCGAUAACUCUUUUAUGUGAUAUUUAGCGAUUUUCCGUCUGUAAACACGUAAUUGUUGACAAUAAAUAAAGAUUAUAUGCACCGUCAGAUAUAGCUCACUUAAAAUGAAGGCAAAGGCGCAGAGGAAGAGCAGAGGGAAAGGUGGAAGGCAAAUCCACAAGGAGAAACUUCAGAAAUUCAUGGAUUCAGUUAAUGACUUUGUGAAGAGCAAAGGCGGCUUCGAUGAAAAUGAAAACAACCAAAGAGCAACCUUCGUUAAGAGGAAAAGUAGAAAAGAGCUGCGCAAAGAGAAACGUAAGAUAAAGAAAGCCAAGAUGAAAAAUCACUACAUGGGCCAAUCACUCAAGAAGCCCAGCGAGGAACCUGCGCAAAAUACUCCUACUGUGAAUGAGGAAAACACACGGAAAUCAGCUGUGAAGCUGACCGGAAAUCUUAAAAAUGCCGCUCAGAGACAGCAGAAGACAAAUAAAGACAACAUUAAUAUUAAAGAUGGUGUAGAAGAGACGACUAAAAAGAAAGUCCACUUCUCCGAACAUCUGCCAAAGCCGAGACAGAAAACUAGUUUAAACGAGAGCAGAAAGCUGGCUCUAUUAGAGGCAAACAUCGAAGAGGACAAAGAAAUAAAGAAAUUAGAAAAACGCCUUGGACUGAACAAAAGAAAGAACAAAAAGAGUCUGCCCCAGUCAUUCGCCAACGACGGACUCGAUUAUAUUUUAGGAAUUCUUGAGCCUGGAGCAUCUGCGACAGGACUGUAUGAGAGCGAUGAAGAAAUGGACACUGACAAAGCGAAGGAUAACUUUGAUGAGUUGGAAGAGGACAGCGACGGGCAAAUGACAGAUGAUGGGAAAAAAGAUGACAGUGGGGAUGAAGAUGACGCUGAUGAAGAAGAUGGAGAGGAUGACACACACAUGGAAGAAGAGGAGGACGUAGAAGACGACACACAGAUAGAAGAUUAUGUGGAAGAACAUGAAGAAGAGGAAGAUCACACAGAUGCAUCAGAGGAAAAUGAUCAUGUAGAGGAAGUUGAAUCUGAACAAAAAAGACACGAAAGCCAGGAACCAAAUCCUGCCACAUUGGGCAAGUAUGUUCCACCUCACCUACGAGAAGCCGUGGACAGCAAACGCAAAGCCGAGCUGGAGAAACUGACACGCCGUGUGAAAGGUCUGAUAAACAGAUUGAGUCAGCCCAAUAUGGCGUCUAUCAGCAGUCAGUUGGAGGAGCUAUACAUGAGCAGCAGCAGGAAGGACAUGAACGACACACUCACCGACAUUCUGCUGGCUGCCUGCGUCACACCUGCUCUCAUGCCUGAAAGGCUUCUUAUGGAACACAUCCUACUUGUCAGCGUCCUCCACCAUAGUGUUGGCCUGGAGGUUGGAGCUCAUUUUCUGGAGACUGUAGUCCGUCAGUUUGAUAAAACCUACAGUCAACUUAAUGCUACGGACAAAGAAUGUGACAACUUGGUGUCCAUAAUUGGCCACCUAUACAACUUCAAUGUGGUUCAUGCUGUCCUAGUGUUUGACAUUCUGAAGAAGCUGGUGACAUGUUUCAGCUCAAAGGAUAUAGAACUAGUUCUGCUGCUGCUGAAGAAUGUUGGGUUUGCUCUGAGAAAGGAUGAUCCGCUGGCUCUUAAAGAGAUGAUCUCUGAGGCUCAGCAGAAAGCCAACACUGAAGGAGAGUGUUUUCAGGACCAAACAAGGAUUCGGUUUAUGCUGGAGACUAUGCUGGCACUGAAGAACAAUGACAUGAGGAAGAUUCCGGGUUAUGACCCUGAACCUCUGGAGAAAUUAAGAAAACUGCAGAGGACUUUGAUUCACAGCAGUGCUGGUGGCAGUGAUAUGAAGUUAAGAGUCUCACUAGACAAUCUUCUGGAAGCUGAGCGUGUUGGCCGUUGGUGGAUUGUGGGAUCUUCCUGGAGUGGAGCACCCAUGAUUGAUGACCAUGGGAACAAGACAACCACCACGUCCACCAAAGGGGAACAAUUCAGCGCAAAGAUUUUGGAGCUUGCACGCAAACAAAGAAUGAACACUGACAUCAGAAGGAACAUUUUCUGUGUGCUUAUGUCAAGUGAAGACUAUUUGGAUGCCUUUGAGAAACUUUUAAGGUUAGGCUUGAAAAACCAGCAAGAGCGGGAAAUUGUUCAUGUUCUGAUGGACUGCUGCCUGCAGGAGAAAAUGUUCAAUAGAUUCUAUGCGGUUCUGGCAGAGAAACUUUGCUCACAUGACCGGCGGUUCCAGAUGACCUUUCAGUUUAGUCUGUGGGAUAAGUUCAAAGAAAUGUCAAACCUUUCCAGUAGGUCUUUCAGUAACCUGGUCCAGAUGGUCACUCAUCUUUUACACAGGAAGAGUCUCUCUCUUUCCAUUCUAAAGGCUAUUGAGUUUGGAGAGCUAGAUAAGGCCAGAGUCAAAUUCCUGAAGCAGAUUCUCUCGAAACUCCUUAAAGAAACCGAGCCAGAAGAUCUUGUGAAUAUAUUUGGCAGGAUCUCUGGAAUUCCCAAGCUAGGAAUGCUGCGGGAAGGCUUGAAGCUUUUCAUCAGUCACUUUCUGCUCCGGAAUGUUCAGACACAAGAACCAUCUGAGCAAGCCAAGGUACUCAUGGACAGAGCCGAGGUCGCCACCAAAGCCAUGGAGGCCCGGGACGCCAAAAUGAAGCUAUAGAGCACGCAAAUGUGUGCUAAAAGCAUCAGACUCAAAAAGUGAACAUUUCUACGCAGGGCAAUAUGCAAGCCUGUAUGCAGACUUUAAGACACAUGCAUAUCACUGACAUGCUAUUCUAUUUUCUAUUAAUGACAUUCUGUAGAAAAAUAAAAAUAUGUAAAAUAUAUAAAUAUAAAAUUUUUAGUGUUUUUUUUUUUUUUAAAGAGUUACGUGCUUGGUAUGAUAUAAGAUGUUUAUCACUAGGUUUUUUAUUA